Molecule: messenger RNA, 2425 nt
Organism: Osmerus eperlanus (European smelt)
Lineage: Eukaryota; Metazoa; Chordata; Actinopteri; Osmeriformes; Osmeridae
Product: histidine N-acetyltransferase-like
Exons: 4
Coding region: 205-1266 (353 amino acids)
Molecular function (GO): acyltransferase activity, transferring groups other than amino-acyl groups
Source: RefSeq, a predicted model, not a curated record
UUGGACCAAGAUCAAGAGGGAGUGUGUUUGUGUGUGUGUGUGUGUGCAUGGCAAAAAUGAGGGUCUAGAGAGGGAGGGUAUACAGAACCUGGAUCUCAGCCAGUAUCCUUAGACACAUGACAGAAGAGAACAUAAACUCAAAAGUGUUUGGUCACUGACGUUUGUGAAUGUUCCGGCAUUUUCACCGUCUUUCUUUCUAGAGUUAUGGAAGGGCAGAGUGGUGGCAGGGCUGGGGAGGAGGCAGAGUGCAUAGGGAAGAGUCAGGGCUUGACCUUCUGGCUGGCCAGGCCGGAGGAUUACCAGGAGGUCAUGUCCAUUUCUGAUGACAUCUACUGGGGGAACGACUACCUGCCCUAUCGCUACCACAUCUGGAUGACUCAGCCCCAUCGACUUGUCAUACUGGCACGCAAGAACAGAAAACUGGUGGGUCUGGAAUCGGGCCUGGUGGUGGACGGAGCGGAGACGGUCGUGGUGGAGGGCUUGAGAGUGAGUCCUGAGGAGAGGGGCCGAGGCAUGGCGGGGAUCCUCCAGUGUUUCGUCGACGACUUCUUCAAGAGACGCUAUCCCACGCUGCAGCGGGCCAGGCUGACCCGCGACGACGACCCCGGCCCACAGCGGAGCCUCACCUGGCUGGACAAACGGUCUGUCCUCUCCCUCUGCUGUGAGGCUGGCCAGUACCACGACUUCCUGUUUCAUCUGAGGACCAGGCUGGUAGAGGAGGAGGGGAGGAAGAACCCUGGUGUGGAGGAGGAGGAGGAGGAGGAGGAGGAGGGGGAGAAGAGUCCUGCGCCUGAGCUGCUCUUCCUUGAAGGUAGAGAUCUGAGGUCGGUCCUCCUCCUGCCCUCCCUCCCCUCCAGGGUCUCCCUCCCUGCCGGAUCCAUCAUACGUGACUGGCUGCCGGUUCGACCAAUCCACAGCAACCUCCCCCUGCUAGACAGGCCGGAGCACAUCUGGUUGGUGGAUCAACCUCAGAGUCCCUCCUUCCUCAGCCUCCACACGCGGCCCUACCCAAUCCCGCUUGGGGGCGGGGCGGAGUGCCUGAGUGUGGACCUGUUUGGGACCAGUGUGGCUUUAGCUCGGCAGGCCUUAACCCAGCACCUGGAGAGGGCGAGCUCGGACGUGUUCAGGGCGGUGCUGGUGCACGUGUUCAUGCACAGCUCUCUGCUGGAGCGCCUGGCCCAGUUCUGUGAGGGCGGAGCGGCCAGGAGGUGUGAGGUGCAGUGGGAUCAGGUGCUGAUGGAGAGGGAGAUCUUGGACAGAGAGUAAAAAAGAGAGAGAGCGUGUGAGUGUGUGUGUAAGAGUGACUGAGCGAGCGAGUGAGUGAGUGAGUGUGUGUGUGUGAGAGAGAGAGAGAGAGAGAGAGAGAGAGAGAGAGAGAGAGAGAGAGAGAGAGAGAGAGAGAGAGAGAGAGAGAGAGAGAGAGAGAGAGAGAGAGAGAGAGAGAGAGAGAGAGAGAACUUUAAAUAAGACUCGGUGAGUAAGGGAUCAAAUGCCAAAAAAGUGAGUGAAGAGAGGGAGAGAGUCAAAGAAGGAGUCAAAUGGAAGGAGAAAAAGGCCCCGGUGUGAGGAAAGGAUGCAGGAAAGAGAAGGUGCAGUGAAGGAGGUAGAGGAGGCGAAGACAGAACAAAGAGGCAUGGAAUUACAGUGAAACAAGGGCACGCACACACCAGCACACACACACACAUACACGCACACACUUAGUAACACACACACAGGCACAUAUUCAAACACGCAUGCACACACAUAGUAGCACACACGCGGGCACACACACAGACCUGCGCACGCACGCACGCACACACACACACACACACGGACAUUAUACACAUCCACAGAAGCACACACAUCUUUAAAUGCACGGUGCACACUAUAAUCAGUCCUUAUCAGUCCAUUCACCAGUGCUCUCAACCCCUUGCUCACUCCAAACCAUGGCUGUGUGUGUGUGUGUGUGUGUCAAUCAGCUUUCCUUUGUCUGAACGGGAUGGAGCAGCCAGAGGGGAUGAGUGGGAUGGAUGUAGAGGGAUGGAGGGAGGGAGAUAAAAAAUAAAAAUAAAACAGGGCAAAAAAAGAGGGAAGGGGUGAGCGAAAGGCUACAGAAAAUGCAAAAUCUUCACGUGUGAGGUGUUCUAUUGGGUUUUUCUUGGGUGUCUGUGUAGAUACGAACACAUCGUUUCGGUGUUUAUUUGAUUUUGCAGUGUGUGUGUGUGUGUGUCGGUGUGUGUGUGUCUGUCUCAGCUUCAGACUCCUGCCGGUGCACCACUACACUCAUGCAGCGAUGAUGUGAACGUUUGACGUACCAUUCUUCUGGGCGUGCUUGGAUUAGUCAGUAGUGAAGACGCUCCACUGUCCUGAGUGAAGCGCUUCCUUUCCGCUGUUUCCAAUACUGUCAUUUUUUGUGUGUCAGUGAAGAAUAAAGACGUGAAAACAA